GCUCUGGGAUGGAGGAAUCUGCGAGCAACCCUACCUCGGACUUCUGUGCAGAGGGGCGGUGGCGUCGGCAGGUGAGACACCUGGGUUUGCGGACCGGGUGGCGCGAGGUGCAAGACUCCGGACGGCCCUGGGCCAGAUUCCCGGCUUCAACUCUGAGAAUUUGUCCUGAGAGGAUUCUCAAGAGCCAUGUUGUCAGAAGUCCUGGUGGUGUCUGCUCCGGGGAAAGUUAUCCUUCAUGGAGAACAUGCUGUGGUCCAUGGCAAGGUGGCACUGGCAAUGGCCUUGAACUUGAGAACAUUCCUUCGGCUUCAACCCCAGAGCAAUGGGAAAGUUAGCCUCAAUUUGCCAAACGUUGGUAUCAAGUGGGCCUGGGAUGUGGCCAGGCUUCAGCUGCUGGAUACAGGCUUUCUGGAGCAAGGUGAUGUCACAGCACCCACCCCAGAGCAAGUGGAGAAGCUGAAGGAGGUGGCAGGCUUUCCCAAGGACUCUGCUGUCACCGAGUGCCUGGGUCUAGUGUCCUUCCUGUACUUAUACCUGACCAUCUGCCGGAAGCAGAGGACUCUGCCAAGCCUGGACAUCGUGGUAUGGUCAGAGCUGCCCACCGGGGCAGGCUUGGGCUCCAGUGCCUCCUACUCCGUGUGUUUGGCAGCCGCCCUCCUGACUGCAUGUGAGGAGAUCCCAAACCCUCUGAAGGACGGCGACCUAGUCAGCAGGUGGUGCGAAGAGGAUCUGGAAUUAAUUAACAAGUGGGCCUUUCAGGGGGAGAGAGUGAUCCACGGGAAUCCUUCUGGAGUGGACAAUGCUGUCAGCACCUGGGGAGGAGCACUGCGUUACCAGCAAGGGAAGAUAUCGUCCAUAAAGAGGCCCCCAGCUCUUCGGAUCCUGCUGACCAACACCAAGGUCCCACGAAGCACCAAGGCCCUCGUGGCUGGUGUAAGGAACAGGCUGAUUAAGUUCCCAGAGAUCGUGGACCCCCUCCUGACCUCCAUGGAGGCCAUAUCCCUAAAGUGUGAACGUGUUCUGGACGAGAUGGCCAUGGCCCCAGCCCUGGAGCAGUACCUCGUGCUGGAGGAGCUCAUCGACAUGAACCAGCACCACCUGAAUGCCCUCGGCGUGGGCCAUGCCUCCCUGGACCAGCUCUGCCAGGUGACAGCAGCACACGGACUGCAUAGCAAGCUUACCGGCGCAGGCGGUGGAGGCUGUGGCAUUACUCUUCUGAAGCCAGGUCUGGAGCAGGCUAAGCUGGAGGCCGCCAAGCAGGCCCUGACUGGCUGUGGGUUCGACUGCUGGGAAACCAGCAUUGGCGUCUCUGGGGUCUCUGCCCACUCAGCCACCUCCUUGGAUGGUCCCGUCCAGCAAAGACUGGGCGGCCUCUGACAGGAGCCACACUGCCAUUCCACCAAGAAGUCCCUUUCUGGAUUAUUCUAGGGGCCCACAGCUGCUCAUCUCCCGAUCUUGGUCAGGACCUACCCAGGUCUUCAGCCCCUCUGCCUUCUUUGGCCAGGCCACCCAGGCACAUUGGCUCUCCCUCUGCCUUCUUUGGAGCCAGCCAGGCAGUGGGGCAGAGCGGGGCCCCUGACACUUCAGACCUGAGGCAGAGGUGGGAAAGUCUCCCUCCACUUCCUGGAGUUCUCAUGGGUCCAUCUGCCUGGGCCUGCCCUUCACCUGUGGACUGCCUGGCACCAGGGAGGGAAGUGGGGACAUGAGGUUGGAGCCUGGUCUGAAGCAGUGUGCCUUCCUUCUCACUCCACCCCUUCCCACUGCCCAGGCCCUCCCACCUUCAGGAAGCCAUCCUGACCCUGGUGGGCUGACCCUGUCCCCCUGUCUCCUAUUGGAGUCACUCAGCACUGUCUGCCCUCUUCAACAGUGAGCUGGGCUCCUAGGGACUGUCUGGGCAGCAUCUCCGUCAUCAGCCCUUGGACCCAGUGAGACUUGGCUGAGUGAAGGCAGAUCGGCAUGCUGUCUUCCCACGUGUGCCUAAGGGUUUUGGGAAAGAUGGCAAAGGGGGGAAUAAAAUGUUGUGUAACAAAGCCUUAUGCUGUCCAGAAAGAUGAGGAUUGGGAAAUGCUGCCCUGCCACCCUCCCUCCGUCCUGUUCUUUUUCCAGCCACUUCCUUAGUGGAGUUCUUCAGGAGCAGAAGGAAAUGAAGGUUUUGGGUUCCUCCUUUAUGUGUGUCUUGGGGAUAGAGUGGGUUUUCCCAGGUGGCCCUGGCAGGGCAGGGAUGGGGACAGCUUUCGGGUUCCCAGGCACGGCUCCUGGAAUGAGGAGCACCCAGCAAUGCACAAAGCUUUGUGAGCCCUGGGGACAAAGAGCUGCAGCUUCUGAACGUUCUCCAAGAAGAAUGUUCUCCACGUUCGUGGCCCCAGUGUCUGGCUCUUGCCUGGAGCUGUUGAACCUUAUAUUCCCAAUCAGCAUGGCUCCUUCUGCAGCUGAAGAAUCCGUGAGAGACCCUUAUAACUAGUGUGCUGUCCUCCAGAGCCAGUCUCAGGAGGCCUGGUGGAAAGGUGGUUCCAGUGGCUCAGUGUGUGUCUGCCCUUGGCCACUAGGGGGCAGCUGAUGCCUUUCCCAGCAUCCUCCUGAGGCAGGUGAGUGGGAGCUGGCUGAGAGAAGGGCCUGAGCUCCACUGCCAGGAACAGGAGGGCGACGGGAGGGACACUGGGCCAAGCAUCACUGUUAGGGGUUCCCUGCUCCUGCCCUUCAAAACACAAAUUAUACACAAGUAAAACUAGUAGUAGCACCGAGCACUUCUCCUAGGCCAGGCACUGUUCUAAGCACUGGACAAUAUCAUCUCUUUUAAUCUGUGCCCAAUGUUAGGGCCUAAUCGCUGAUCUAGUCCCCAUUGUACAGAUCUGGAAACUGAAGCUCAGAGAGGUAGAGUAACUUGUCCAAGGUCACACAGCUACUAAGCAUCAGAGGCAGGAUUCAAACUCAGACAGUCUGACUCCACAGUCUGCCUUUGAUCUUCUGCCUGGUGCUGUUCUGUGCACAAGCUUAUUGUGAUUCUAGUUGCUCACCAAACUCAGGCUCAUUACUUCCUCUGGGUUUGGAUGGACUGGGUCAUGGGGCCUGGAUCUGUCUUUCCCCCCAUGAUCUGAAUGAGCAGCUGGGACUGAGGGGCACAGUAGUUGGUGAGGAUACUGGUUGAUAGGGUUCCAGCCUGUAAAGGGUGGGGGGAAUAUUGGGAGUCUCACUGACCUCCCUUCAGUGCCCACAGUAGCUGUAGCACUGGAAAGGGGGACAGUGUCCAGAGGCUGAGACUCCAGUCCCCGGGGAUAGGAUGUCAAUUUGGAACAGAGGCUGACCUGAUACAGUGGCCCCAGGGAAACAGCCUCUUAGCCACCACCACAGGUCACCAUCCAUGGCCACGCCCCUUUUUUGUAGCCACCGCCCCUUCUCGUUGUCCACUACAGUAGUCUCACUCAGCUGUACCUCGGUCACCCCGGGAGCCUCCAGGAGACACCCAGGAAUGCUGCCCCAGCCCGGAUAUUCUGGUUAGCUGGUCUUGGCGGGAUUCCAUCACUGGGAGCUUUUUAAAAGAUCGGGUAUUUCUAAUGUGCAGUCAGGACUGAGGACAAAAAACAGGAGGACCCCCAAGGCCUCUGCAUGCCAGCACAGUGACUGCACGCUUAGCUUUGCCCAGGCUCUACUUCCGGUUUGCCUCCCCCCACCGGCCUCAGACUCGUGGGCAAGGCACUUCACUUUCAGAGGUGUCUCCUCAUCUCAAGGGUGAGAAGAAUGCCCUUUUUAUAAGACUUCAUGAAGAUCAAAUGUGAAGAUGCACAUAAAACCCUCAGCGCUGUGCCUGGCAUGCAGUAAGUACUCAAUAAAUGCUCACUACUGUCAACUGUCUUAUGCUGAAAGAUGAUAAGGCAGUAAGGUGUUUCUCAACCUAGAAACCUUAGAAUGGUGUGCCAUGCUGGUUAAAGGUGUACUACUUCCUGGCCCAAGCCCAGAGGUUAAGACCCCCUCGGUCUCUAUGGAGAAACUGCUAGUGCCAGCUGGCUUUGUCCCCUCCCAGCUUCUCUGCACGGAGCCAGCACGCAGCCCUGCGUACCCUUUGCCAGCCAGAGAAUGGCUCCCAAGUCAGCUGGUGGAGCCGCUCUUGCCUCUGCAGCUGACUGAGGUUCACAGCCACCCUCAGCUAACGUCCCGGGUUCCGGCGGGGGUCUCACGUUGGCAGACAGGCUGUAAAUACUGUGAUCGCAUCAGGCAGGAGUUGCCAUGGCUGCGCCCGGGUUCUGUUUCCCGGUGAGAGGUCCUUUGCUCCCCCGAGAACAUUGUCCAUGGCCCACCAGCAGCCAGUGCAUUUGGCAUGGGCACCAGCUAGGCAUGGUCGGUCUGGCACUGACAACGCAGUGUGCUUGGGCCCCGCAGUCCUGCCUCUCAGACUCCGGUCUCCUUCUCCUAGGAGAGGUGCCUUGCUCUGUGGCCAGCACCCUGCAGGCUCCCCACUCCCUUCCUGAUCCUUGGCUGCCUCUUAGCACUUGCCCCUGCCGGGAAGGGGCAGAGCUGCCUUGAGGCCUAGUCCUUGGCUCCAGAGCCCAGUCUUUAGUUUUCACGUUAGAAACAUUUUGUUACAAAAGCAGCAGAUAAACAAUGUAAAAAAGAAAAUGCAGGUGAACAGAAAUCAAAUCGGAGCACUGAGUUUUCGCCACUUAGAGGUUGCCCCAGUUAACAGCCUCCACCUUUUCCCACGUGUGCGUGCGCGCCUGUGCCCUUCAAUAAAAUGAGAUCGUGCUGUGAGUGCUGCCUGCCUGCCUGCCUGCUGGGUUUGUUAUAAUCGCCAUUCCGUGUCAGCGUAUUUUCAUCUCCGAUGCCCUGCCGCCAUCGUUUACCCCAGUCGCCCCUGAAUGUCCAGAAUUAUUCUGGUACCACACACCUGGCUGUUGCAGUCCUAAAUUCCCUCCUGAUCUACACAGCAGCCCUCCCACACACUCACAAACACAUGCACAU
Messenger RNA from Castor canadensis (American beaver), 4953 nucleotides. Lineage: Eukaryota; Metazoa; Chordata; Mammalia; Rodentia; Castoridae. The record is from RefSeq and is a predicted model, not a curated record.